AUGAGGUACUACAAAGACUUUUAUGGUGACUAUUACUACCUUGAGGAAUCUGGCCGAAAUGUUUAUGAUGACAAGGAGCUGACAAAGGACCCCUCUAAUGAGCCUACUAGAUCCUCUUAUGGUUUUCUAUCUGCUAAUUUGAAAUCCUAUCUUGAUGAGUUGGUCAAAAUGAUUUUGGCUGACAACCAGGUUGAGAUAAAGGCUGAGAUACGAGCUUCUGAAGCUCGAGUGACUUGUCAAGUGGAAUCUAUUAGAAUUACUGUUGACUACCUGGGUAGAACUAGUGUUAUCCUUGAUAUUGGUCCUUCUGAUAUUGAUACAAAUACCACUGUUCCCGUUCCAGAUGUCACUAUUGUUGUACCACCUUCUGAUGAUGCAACUGACAUUGCAUGA
Molecule: messenger RNA, 393 nt
Organism: Vicia faba (fava bean)
Lineage: Eukaryota; Viridiplantae; Streptophyta; Magnoliopsida; Fabales; Fabaceae
Source: the annotation of a GenBank genome assembly